Messenger RNA from Lymnaea stagnalis (great pond snail), 174 nucleotides. NCBI's taxonomy places the organism in Eukaryota, Metazoa, Mollusca, Gastropoda, Lymnaeidae. The record is from the annotation of a GenBank genome assembly.
CUGGGAUCCCUGCAGCCACUGAACCCCAGCAAGAAGGCCGGGUUCGGCAAACUGUUGGUGCGGGGUCUGCUCGCGGCAGGGGCGACGACCAGAGGGGAGGGUGCGGUGGGCACCGCCACGGACAUGGAUCUCAUCUGGCGGGUGGGGGAGUCCGUGUCCCCCUGGGGUAUGGAG